AGUCAACAGAGUUCCUCUAAAUACUUCACAUGUGAUGUAACCCAACCACCCAAUCUUUUCUUGCUGAAUCCGUUGCCAAAGUUGAAUAACAGUUUCUCUAAGUUCCUGAUCAUGGCGUCCAAUGGAGAAAAUCUUGCUCAGAAAAACCAAGUGGUGGUGGUUCUGAUACCUUUCCCUGCACAAGGCCAUCUGAAUCAGCUUAUGCACCUCUCAAACCUUAUCUCAUCACACAACAUACCAGUUCAUUAUGUUUCCACCGUCACUCACAUCCGCCAAGCCACACUUCGACAUCACCAAUCCUUUUCUAACAUUCAUUUCCAUGCCUUUGAUGUUCCACCCUUCGAUUCCCCUUCUCCCGACCCAGAAAGCGGUUUCCCAUCUCAUCUAAUUCCCUCCCUUGAGGCCUCUAUGCAUCUUCGAGACCCUGUGAGGAACCUCCUUCAAUCCCUCUCCGCUGAAGCCAAAAGGAUUAUAGUCAUCCGUGACUCUGCCAUGGCUUCAGUGGCACAAGAUGCCACAAACAUGCCUAAUGUUGAGAAUUACUCUUUUCAAUGCACAUGCGCCUUUAGCGUCUACGUUUACCAUUGGGACAGAAUGGGAAGGCCUCCGGUUGAAGCCAUGCACGCCCUUAAAAUUCCUUCUCUGGAAGGAUGCUUCCCAACCCAAUUCUUGGAUUUCCUUAUUGCACAAAGAGAUCUCCUCAAAUUCAGUGACGGAACCAUCUACAACACAAGCAGAGAGAUUGAUGGUGAUUACAUUGAGUUGAUGGAGGGUAUCACUGGUAAGAAGAUUUGGGCACUGGGACCGUUCAACCCUUUAGCCGUUGAGAAGAAAGAUUCAAAAGGAAGGCACUUAUGCAUGGAGUGGCUUGAUAAACAAGAGCCAAAUUCAGUGAUAUAUGUGUCUUUUGGGACAACAACAACUUUCAAAGUGGAACAGAUCCAAGAGGUUGCAACUGGGUUGGAACAAAGCAAGCAGAAGUUCAUCUGGGUGUUGAGAGAUGCUGAUAAAGGGGACAUCUUUGAUGAAAAAGAAGCAAAAAGACAUGAUCUUCCAAAUGGGUUCGAGGAGAGAGUGAAAGGAAUGGGGGUGGUUGUGAGGGAUUGGGCACCCCAAUUGGAAAUUCUGAGCCACCCUUCAACAGGGGGGUUUAUGAGUCACUGUGGAUGGAACUCGUGCUUGGAGAGCAUAACCAUGGGAGUGCCAAUAGCAACAUGGCCCAUGCACUCUGACCAACCAAGAAACGCAGCUUUGAUAACAGAGGUUCUGAAGGUUGGUUUGGUUGUGAAGGAUUGGUCACAGAGGAAUUCGGUGGUGAGUGCUUCAGAUGUUGAGAAUGGUGUGAGAAGGUUGAUGCAAACAAAGGAAGGUGAUGAAAUGAGAGAGAGAGCAGCGAGGCUUAAAAAUGGCAUCCGUAACUCCACUGAAGAAGGUGGAGUUUCUCGCAUGGAAAUGGAAUCUUUCAUUGCUCACAUCACCAAAUAAUCUUAUCAGUUUCUAUUUGUGUGAUUCGUACUUCAAUGUAUCAGAAUUUUACAAACAGUCGAUGAAGAUAACCCAAACUAAGUUUGGCAUGAAUAUUUCUCUUUCUCAAGACAUUACCUAGCAAUGUUUUAGGAUGAAUAUGCAUACUUGUUGUAGAGUAAUUCCAGUUUUAUAGAAACAAUACUGUUUUUGUUCA
Messenger RNA from Vigna unguiculata (cowpea), 1681 nucleotides. Its product is annotated as zeatin O-glucosyltransferase-like. Gene Ontology annotation, molecular function: UDP-glycosyltransferase activity. NCBI's taxonomy places the organism in Eukaryota, Viridiplantae, Streptophyta, Magnoliopsida, Fabales, Fabaceae. The record is from RefSeq and is a predicted model, not a curated record.